Messenger RNA from Zasmidium cellare ATCC 36951, 1776 nucleotides. RefSeq lists its product as uncharacterized. Lineage: Eukaryota; Fungi; Ascomycota; Dothideomycetes; Mycosphaerellales; Mycosphaerellaceae. The transcript is spliced from 2 exons. Bases 1 to 1776 code for a protein of 591 amino acids. The record is from RefSeq and is a predicted model, not a curated record.
AUGCCUGCGAAAUCCUCCAUCGCCGCCCAACAAUACUCCCAAACAACCAAACACAACAAACAUGCCUGGCGAGGUGGCAUCCUCCGUCGCUUCCCCUGGAUCGGGAUCCUCGCCCUCCUAGGCGCCCUAGCCUGCAUCUUAGCAGCCAUUGCAGUCCUCGCCUACUCUGACGGAAAGCCCAUAUCCAGCUGGAAAUACUCACCCUCAGUCUACGUCUCCAUCGCCUACACCAUCGCCAACGUCCUCCUGCAGGACGCCCUCGGCCGCGGCGUCGUCGUCGCAUGGUGGACGACGGCCAUCCGCGACGGCACGACGAUUCGCGAUCUGCACAAUACCUGGGACUACGGACAUAGCGCCCUCGCGGCUGUGCGGAGCGGUCGUCAUUUCAACUUCGUGGCUUUCGCGGCUUUGUUCCUCGCUAUCACGCCGAUCAAUGGGCCGCUGUUGCAGAGGUCGGGUGAGGUCGAGGUGAGAAGGACGGAGAGCAGGGCGAAUGUUACGGUUAGGGCGGCGAGGGAGAUUGAUUUCCCGACGGGGUAUAUGUCUGGACGGUUGAGGGUUGUGCCGUUGUUGAGCGAGGCGUUUACGCCGGUUUUCCAGGCGCAUCAGGCUGGACAGAGUAUUGCGGCGAAUCAUACUGGUUGUGCUGGUGACGGGGUUUGUUCGGGCCAUCUUGCUGCUGCUGGGCUGGCUGUCAACUGUUCGACGUAUACUGUUCCUUACAAUGUUGUCCCUGACGAGGGAUGCAACUCGGUCACUGGCAGCAGUCAGCAGUGCAUCGACGCCCAAGCUGGAUUCAUCAUGUUCAGAUCGAACAUCUCCUGGUUCUACGACAAGCCCGGACAACUGAACUUGGACGUCCAGUACAAAGAUCAAUCGGCUUGUACAGGCGAAAUGAUGAUCCAGAACUGUACCCUGCGGGCAGCCACUGUCCAAUACCCCGUCAUCAUCGACGGCAACAGCUCCACCAUCACCCUUGACCCCAAGUCGUCCAUCUUCGACGACGUCGUCGAAUCCCUCGGCAACUACAAAGACCCCGGCAUCCAAGGCCCCACCCAACUCGGGGGUUACGCUCACGCCUUGAGCGACAUCUUCUACGGCGUCUCCCACAUCCGCUGGGCGGGCGCAGUCGGCUACGAAGUUCUCUCCACAGGCCCCUCAGGAACCCGCUUCGCCAACCUCACAGAAGCACAAAAACAACAAAACGGCCUCACCCAAGGCCUCUGCAACAUCUUCUUCAACGACCCCGUGCCCGACCUCCUCCAACAAGCCCGCGAGCUCAUGUUCCGCACCGCCCUCACAGCCUCCUCCAAGCCCACCACCCACCUCCAAACCCUCGAGCUCAACCAGGUCCGCACCGCCGGCGUCUACCAAUCCAACUACGCCUACCUCGGCGCCGCCGCCGCCGUGUCCCUCCUCGCCGUCCUCAUCGUCCUAGCCACCUUCAACCAGUUCUGGCUGCUCGGCCGCAAAGUCUCCAUGAGUCCUGUGGAGAUUGCUAAGGCGUUUGAUGCGCCGUUGCUCGCGCAGGAGCAUCCUAAUGCGGAGGUGGAGGAGAUGGUUAAGGAUGCUGGGGGAAAGAAGGUGCAGUAUGGGGUUGCGCAGGUGGGUGGUGGUGGUGGGGUGAUACACGUGCCGGGUGGUGGGCCGCCGGUGUAUUUUGAGGGAGGGAAUUUGAAGGGGGUGGCGGGGGCGCAGGUUAGGGGUGUUAGUCCUGAUCUUGGGGUGUUGACGAUGGGGGAUCCGGGGCAGGUGCAGGCUUUGAUUUCGAGGUAG